AUGGUCGGAGCCAACACCAGUCGGCGCUUAGAAUCCGGCAACCAGACUUUGGGAACUGGCCGGUCGGGAACUUUCGCCUCUUUUGAGACAGAAUGGUCACUACUUGACCCACGACCAAGACCCGGAAAACUCACAAAGCGAAUUGGAGAGAUGGGCAUAGGAGGAGAAGCCCACGAAUAUCAACCUCGGAUGCGCGGAAGGAAAUUCAGCAGAAGCCCUUCGGUUCAGAGGUUUGGGGGAAGAUCAAGGGGAACCUUCAAGGACAAGGACAAGGGUGAAGAGAAGAUUUGGAGAGAUACUUAUGAAAUAUUUGUUGAACCAGUCGAUGCUGAUGAGGUUGAGGAUUAUUGUGAAAUCAUUAAAGAGCCUAUGGACUUCGCCACUAUGAGGGCUAAACUUCAUGAAGGAAUGUAUCAGAACCUUGAACAGUUCAAGGCUUGGGCUAUCCAUAAAUUAGCUAAGGAGGCUUUUCAUAUUCUUAGAAUCAACCCUGAAAACUUUGUAUCCGAAUUUUCGGGGACAAGAAGAAGAUCUAUGAGAAAAGUCUUGAGUUUAGCCAAGGAUUCAAGUCAAUCGAAUGUCAAAGUAAGUAAUGUACGAAGUGAAGUUUCUUCAAAGAGAAGACUGUGUUCUUCAUCACAACCGUCAGUACUGAUGAGAACCACCAAAGAAAAUCCUGGAUGUACUGGAGUUGCUGCACAUAAUGAAUCAGGAUAUUAUAAUUCUUUUGCUGGCAGUAGAGAUGGUAGAAUGUCCGGUUUUGUUGAUACCAAUUGUUGUUCCACAUAUCGACAAUGGAGGUCAUCUUUACAUAAUAAGGAUGACUCUGUUGGUUCAAACCACCGAUUCUUAUCUUCUGUGUUCUUAUUUAAAGCUGCACAAUCUCUUGAUUUCCCCUUAGCUGCACUUUUUGACUGGUUUAAUAUUGAGAUCAAAUGCCCAAUUCUUGUCUAUCACACUUUGUAUCAAUGUCUAGGAAAACUCACAAAGCGAAUUGGAGAGAUGGGCAUAGGAGGAGAAGCCCACGAAUAUCAACCUCGGAUGCACGGAAGGAAAUUCAGCAGAAGCCCUUCGGUUCAGAGGUUUGGGGGAAGAUCAAGGGGAACCUUCAAGGACAAGGACAAGGCCUGGGUAGUUACAAUUCCACUUUGGGUUGCCUUUAAGGUCAUCAUACCCUUUACUAAUUUACUGCCAAGCUCUGAUGUCAUACAGGCUUGGGCUAUCCAUAAAUUAGCUAAGGAGGUUUUUCAUAUUCUUAGAAUCAACCCUGAAAACUUUGUAUCCGAAUUUUCGGGGACAAGAAGAAGAUCUAUGAGAAAAGUCUUGAGUGUAGCCAAGGAUUCAAGUCAAUCGAAUGUCAGAGUAAGUAAUGUACGAAGUGAAGUUUCUUCAAAGAGAAGACUGUGUUCUUCAUCACAACCGUCAGUACUGAUGAGAACCACCAAAGAAAAUCCUGGAUGUACUGGAGUUGCUGCUCAUAAUGAAUCAGGAUAUUAUAAUUCUUUUACUGGCAGUAGAGAUGGUAGAAUGUCCGGUUUUGUUGAUAUCAAUUGUUGUUCCACAUAUCGACAACGGAGGUCAUCUUUACAUAAUAAGGAUGACUCUGUUGGUUCCAAACCACUGAUUCUUUGUAGAAAUGGCGGACCUGAAAGUGGACAGAAGAUACCCGUUCAAAAUCGGUAUUUGGAGCCGGCCAUAAUCAGUGGAGAAGCCCAAUGCUCCGAAGGCUGGAAGACUAGGCUGGCGGAACUGGGCUUGACGAGAAGAAAGCCAAAAAGAGGCCGAGCCGACUUGACGGAACUCGGCAGAUACGGGCGUGCGUCGACUAGGAUGAAUCGAGGAUAUAUUAGUUACAGGGAUAGCUUAAUGUCAUUCAUCAAAGAUUUGGGAUCGAUAGCUCAAAUGGUCGCAAAAUGGAAGCUCCUAGGACGACAUAAAUUUUUUUUACUUACCAUACACCAAAUACAAAUGGCUGGCUUCAGUCUCAGGAAUGUCAGGUUCCCUCAGCAUUUGCCAGUCUCCAAAGUAAAUCCGGUAGCUUUUGAUACUAUAAGCACCACUGAAUCUGGGAAAUAUCUUGGCUUUAUUCCUGGAUCUCAGCCAUUUCAUAGAACAGAUAAUAUAAUUGAUUUGACUGAUGCUGAAGAUGGAGAAGAGGCAAAUGAUAGAAACCGAAGGGAAAAUAACAGUAUCCGAGUGGAAGAAAAAACCGAAAUCUGUGCUAAAUCAGCAAUGCAAAGUGGACUGAACAUUCGUUGCAUUUCCAAACACGACAAGGUUUCUCAAACUAGGAAGAAAACUGAAAGUCGGAAGGGUUCCUGUUCGUUCAAUUCAUUUCCAAGAGAUUUGAAUUCUCCAACCUACUGGAUCAACAUGACCUGCACCAGAUCCACAACGAUUACUGUCAAUGCAGGCAAGCCAGAUGAUAAUGUACUUCCAUUAAUAUUAGCUUUAGAGAAUUCUCAUUCGGUUCUUCAGGAACUAAAGUCGAGAAACAAGAAAAGCUCAGUACCAUCAACAUGGACCUCACAAACUAGCGAACCCCGAGCCAGUUCAAUGAUGCCACUCGUACUUCAGCGCACCCAACUCUCCAGUGACGAUGAGGCUGAAACCACAUCACAUACCCUGACCUUCGAAGUGGCUGCACGAAGGCCAGGGAAGAGGAUCAGGUUGGCCUUUACGAAACAAUAG
Molecule: messenger RNA, 2691 nt
Organism: Fraxinus pennsylvanica
Lineage: Eukaryota; Viridiplantae; Streptophyta; Magnoliopsida; Lamiales; Oleaceae
Source: the annotation of a GenBank genome assembly